This is a messenger RNA of Chelonus insularis, 4369 nucleotides long. RefSeq lists its product as uncharacterized. Lineage: Eukaryota; Metazoa; Arthropoda; Insecta; Hymenoptera; Braconidae. The record is from RefSeq and is a predicted model, not a curated record.
AGUGGAAAAGUCAGGUAGAAAUUGAGUGUUGACGAGUUUGACAAGUGCGGAGUCGCCCUUAGACAUUUGUGUGACUGAUAUGUAGCUACACCUGUACAACAAGCUGUAGUUUUAUUAAACAAAUGUAUUAUUAUUUCUUUAUUUAUAUAAACAAAAUGGUCAAUACUUAAUUUCUUGCUUAAUCGUUUAGUCGGGUGCUCAUUAAACGGAUUAAACGGAAAUAUAUCGAAGGACGAAAAUAGAAUGAAAUUUGAUUUUUUAAUAUUCCAUUCGUGUUAACAGUAAUCAUUAAUUAAGAUUAUUGGAAUGUCAAAAAAGUGUAGCAGGUAUGGAAGUUACCAAGAUACAUGAGAAGCAUGAGGAGCUGCUUGAUAACGUUGAGUCUUCACUGAAGAAUUCUUCUUUAUAUGACAAUGGCAUUGAAACAUUGGAGAAGGUCCAAAAUACGUCAACAAUGCUUGCCAAGUGUCAUUCGACCCAGACGGAAGAAAAAGAGCUUAAAAUUGAAGACGUAAAUAACGAAGAAUCAAGAAUCGAACGAGAUUCUCUUGAGAAAGAAACGAAAGAAACAGGUUUAGUGAAAGCUACUGUGAAAAAUCAAACUUCUUUAGCUUUUACUAUCGACUUUGGUGAUAAUAAAGAAGUGGAAUCUACUAGAUUCCAAAAUUUAUUUCAAAAAAUUAAUGCCAGGCACAAACGAAAUUUAUCGACGUCUAAAAUAGAGAUUAAACCUAAAAAACCUGUUGCUGAUCUUUCGCCAAAUUUCGUACAAAAACCGAAACCACUAAGUUUUCAUUCAGAAGGAUAUUUUAGUAGUGAAGACGAUACAAAGAGAAAGGCUGAGGCAUUGUCACAAAAGUUGAAAGAAUUAGGAUUAAGGUCUACAAAAGGUGCUACGAAGAAGGCUGAUGUAAUUUCUAAAUCGUUAACAGAAAAUUCAAACGGUGAGAAGCGAAGGUCAUAUCAUGAAGAAUUACCAAAUAAUUUUAUUCAUGAAAUGACUUAUUCAGCAACCAUGAAUGAUCUUGAUAAAGUUCAAAAUAAUUUAGAAGAAGAACGAAAUCAUGUGCAAUAUUCUCCCGAGAAAAAAUAUACAAAAAAUAUCGAAUACAUAGAAAUUAAUCAUGAUUAUGAAGAAGAAGUAAAAAAAUCUCAUUCGAACACUACGGAAAAACUUUCCAACACCAGUUAUUUAUCUGAUCAUGGUGAAUCUAAUGAACUCGUUAGUGAUAAAGGUAAACAGUCAAGUAGUCACAUAAUGAGUGUAAGUGGUACAGGAGAAUUAAACACAGAUUUAGAUAGAAAUUUGGAUAUUUUCAAUGUAAGCGGUAUUGAUGGAGCUUCAGACGAAACUGUAAGUGAAGCAGGAACUUAUACGAUUCACAAAGAUUACACUGAUGAAGAAAAAGCUCGAAUGGAUAUAGAUAAAACAUUUAGUGUCGGUGUAUUGACAGAAGAAGAAAGUAAUGAAGGAUACGUUCAUCAUUUUAAAAUGCGAAGCUCCAAAGAUACAAAUACUUGGAUUUCGGAAUGGGCUACUCAAGUAGCCGAGCACAAUUCACUUCCGCCCAUAAUUGGAGGUACAAAAGGACGUACACCACCAAUGAGUCCGUCUAAGAUUCCUUCCCCAAUGUAUUCGCCACGAUAUCAAAAGACUUCUGAAUCAAGAAGAAGUCGGUAUGAACAAAGUGAUAGCAGUUUAGAUGCUGACAUUCAACAGAUGAGAGAUAGAAUAGGAAAUACAAUUCAUCCAAAUACUCUUAUUGAUUCGGGUGGAGAAUCCGAUGAAGACACAAGUAAUAGUUAUACUACUCCACCCCACAGUUCUCAACGUACACCAACGCACAGUGCUUUAGUACGCCGUGGUAGUUUGUCUGAAUCUUUAUUUAAACGAGCAAACUAUAAUGACAGUCGACGGAGUAUGAGAAAGUAUCCAGAUACCAAGAAGAAAGAAGAAAUACUCGAUGUGCCAAAGAGUCCGUCCCACGUCUUAGCAAGACUUCAUCUUCAACGUGGUAAUUCUUUAGAUCGCAAGUCUGAUACUGCCGAAUCUAAUUCUUCAAGGAGAAGCAGCUUGAAAAAUUAUUCUGAGGAAAAUUUUAAACAUACUAACAGUCCAAUUUUAAAUCGACUUAAGCCAUCCACUCCAAAACUUACCAAUAGUCCAAUUCUGGGGCACAAAACUUUGAAAAAUAAAAUAUUAAAUUCUCCAAGUUUUGAGAAACCUAAACAAUUGAUACAAUCAAAUUCAUCAGCUAAAAAUAUUGGAUAUUUCACUUGCGUGGAAAAUAGUCCAUACAUGUUAAGGAAAUCUCGUAGUACAUCAAAUUAUCAAGAAAAUACUUCUACUGGUCAAGAGUUUUCAGUGCUUAAUAGUAAUCCAGUGGUUCCAAAAAAUAUUUGUAUUCAACGAUCUUCCAGCAAUACAAGUAUAAGAAAUGUUAAAACUAAGUCAUUAUUAUCUCGUCGAAGUAGUUUUAAUGAUCAUGGUGAUAAAAUUCCCAAAGCUAAACAGAUUGUUUCUGAUAGUAGUAGUGAAACUGGUGAUCAAAAUUCACAAGUUCCAGUCAUUUCUUCAGGAAUUAAAUUAAAUCGAGCUUUUAGUAUACGUAGAGCUAGGGUAGUUUGUGAUUCUGAUACUACACCUAAUACAACACCUGAAGAAAGACGACGAAAAGCCCAAAUGGAGAUUAAAUCUGCUCCAUCUUCAGCGCGACAGCCUAAUCAUUAUCGUGGAAGAACCAGUAGUGUUGGAGCUAACAAUAGAGAAAGUCUUAAAAAAUCUGAAACGCGACCAAGAGUUCCUUCUUUGUCAAGAAAUGAAGGUGGAAGAUAUAGUAUGAGAGGCCCAAAGACCUCGAGUACAUCAAUGCCAAGGCCUAAUGUGAAUAAAAAUGAUAAGGAAAUGAGUAAAGAAAGUAAAAACACAGGAAGAAGUAACUCAACCUUGACAUCUAAAGAAAUAGAAUUUCAAAACUGGAAACGAAGGAAGAACUAUGAUCCCAUGAAGGCAGCAGCUGAGGGGAAAAAAAAAUUGGAUGGUUUACGAAAACAUCAUACAGUUGAAGAUGGUUCUAAUAAUCGAGAUAACUCUGUUUUACGUUCAGCAAGUUUUCAUGGAACUCACGGAACACUUUCUCUAACAGAUGAUUGGUCUGACAAUGAUUUAAAUUAUGGAGAAGAGAAAGAAGUUAUUCAAAUUCCUCCUCCAUGUAGUCCUCUUGGUAGUGAUAGUGAUCUAGAUACUUCUUCUUAUCUCCAGACAACCCAAAAUGUUAUGUCCGCUAUGUCAGCAAGGAUUACAGUUUAUCAACCCGUUUCAGUAGAUUCUGGAGGAGAAAGUGAUGAUGAUACAAGUCAUAGUUUAAGGCAAUCGAACAAAAUGAUACAUGAAGUAAGCGACACUGAAAGUAGUGAUGAUCAUCAGCCAAUACAAUCAUCAGUCGGUUCUAGAUUUAAUAAAGCUUUCGAAUUAAAAAAAGGACGAGACCAUCGAGAGAUCAAAAGUGCUCCAGCUACCAGUAGAAUAUCAACGACACACUCUAGAUCCAAAUCUGAAACUUCUGGUGUUGCUCGUACCGAUUCUGGAAGAUUUAGUAUGCGAAUGUCUAAAGGAUCAUCUAAUUCAACAAAGAACAAACCGAAAGAUGUGAAAAAACAAGCUCAAUCAGCUAUGAAAGAGCAAGAGAUGUUAAAUUGGAAAAGAAGAAAGAGUUAUGAUCCUAUGAAGGCAGCUUUGGAAGGAAAAAGGAAGGCUGGAUUGAUGAAGAAAAAUCUCAGUUCUGAAUCUUCUAGUGUUUUACGAUCUCAAAGCUUUCAUGGCCCAGUGAACUUUGGAAUCAGCGAAUGGAGUGACGAAGAUAUCUCAGCUUCAGCAGAUGAAGCUCCAGUUUAUUGAUUGAUUUCACCAAAAAACAAUAUUUUAAUUUACGUAUACUUUAUAUAAAAGUAGCUAGAAAUGAACAAUGAACGCGCAGAUAUAAUACCAUGACUCAAGAAUGAUGACUAUAAGAAUAAAAGUUUAUUCAUUGACUAAAUGCAAAAAAAUAAAUUAUACUCUUUUCUGCCUAAAUUGAUGUCAAAUUUAAUAUUAAGAAUUAGCAAGUUUGCUUUAUUUCUAGAAAAUUUAGGCAUUUUUUAUUUUGCUUUUAUUUCCGAAAUAUUUAUACUAGAUAUUAUGAUUGUUAUAAUCAUGAGAAGUUUUAUGAAUUCUAUCUUCAAUUAAAAUCUGUUUUUUUAAUUAUGGAAUCAAUAAUGAAUAUUAUUUAUGAAUUAAAGUUACUGCAAGUUAACUAGUUAUUUGAUAAAUUGAGAAAAUAAAUUUAUAAAUUAGUUAACAUGGCUCAUGCAGGCAAUGAAAUAUGAAUUU